Messenger RNA from Peromyscus californicus insignis, 4901 nucleotides. It is a transcript of the gene Wls, whose product is annotated as Wnt ligand secretion mediator. The record is from RefSeq and is a predicted model, not a curated record. Bases 237 to 1862 code for a protein of 541 amino acids. The transcript is spliced from 12 exons. Gene Ontology annotation, cellular component: endomembrane system; organelle membrane. NCBI's taxonomy places the organism in Eukaryota, Metazoa, Chordata, Mammalia, Rodentia, Cricetidae. Gene Ontology annotation, molecular function: Wnt-protein binding. Gene Ontology annotation, biological process: Wnt protein secretion; Wnt signaling pathway; intracellular protein transport.
AGCGUCCACUGGCUGCCGAGCGGCCGCAGUCUCAGCUCUGGGCAUCUGGGGAGCCCGAGCAGCUUCGCCCAGGGAUCCGCGCGGGCGCCUGCGGUCUGGGUCCCAUCUGGACUGUGCUAUCGCACCCUUGAAGUUUUGCAGCACCAGGAAAAUAGGACAAGGAAGAAGGAGAGGGGAAGCGAAAGCAUAACCUAAAACAUUUAUUUAAAGGAGAAAAGAAGUGGGGGGGGGCAGAAAUGGCUGGGGCAAUUAUAGAAAACAUGAGCACCAAGAAGCUCUGCAUUGUUGGAGGAAUUCUGCUGGUUUUUCAAAUCGUUGCCUUUCUGGUGGGAGGCUUGAUCGCUCCAGCACCCACAACAGCAGUGCCCUACAUGUCAAUAAAAUGUGUGGAUGUCCGUAAGAACCACCAUAAGACAAGAUGGCUGGUGCCUUGGGGACCCAACAAGUGUGACAAGAUCCGAGACAUCGAGGAAGCAAUUCCAAGGGAAAUUGAAGCCAAUGACAUUGUGUUUUCUGUGCACAUUCCCCUCCCUUCUAUGGAGAUGAGCCCAUGGUUCCAGUUUAUGCUGUUUAUUCUGCAGCUAGACAUUGCUUUCAAGCUGAACAACCAAAUCAGAGAAAAUGCAGAAGUUUCCAUGGAUGUUUCCCUGGGUUACCGUGAUGAUAUGUUUUCUGAAUGGACUGAAAUGGCCCAUGAAAGAGUACCACGUAAACUCAAAUGUACUUUUACAUCCCCCAAGACUCUAGAGCAUGAAGGUCGUUAUUAUGAAUGUGAUGUCCUUCCUUUCAUGGAGAUUGGGUCAGUGGCUCAUAAGUAUUACCUUCUAAAUAUCCGGCUACCAGUGAAUGAGAAGAAGAAAAUCAAUGUUGGGAUUGGGGAGAUAAAGGAUAUUCGGUUGGUGGGAAUCCAUCAAAAUGGAGGCUUCACUAAAGUGUGGUUUGCUAUGAAGACCUUCCUCACACCCAGCAUCUUCAUCAUUAUGGUGUGGUAUUGGAGGAGGAUCACCAUGAUGUCAAGACCCCCAGUGCUCCUGGAAAAAGUCAUCUUUGCCCUUGGGAUUUCCAUGACCUUUAUCAAUAUCCCUGUGGAAUGGUUUUCCAUCGGAUUUGAUUGGACCUGGAUGCUGUUAUUUGGUGACAUCCGACAGGGCAUCUUCUAUGCAAUGCUUCUUUCCUUCUGGAUCAUCUUCUGUGGCGAGCACAUGAUGGAUCAGCAUGAGCGGAAUCACAUUGCAGGGUAUUGGAAGCAAGUUGGACCAAUUGCUGUUGGCUCUUUCUGCCUCUUCAUAUUUGACAUGUGUGAGAGAGGAGUGCAACUUACAAAUCCUUUCUACAGUAUCUGGACUACAGAUGUUGGAACAGAACUGGCUAUGGCUUUCAUCAUUGUGGCAGGGAUCUGCCUCUGCCUCUAUUUUCUGUUUCUGUGCUUCAUGGUAUUUCAGGUUUUUCGAAACAUCAGUGGGAAGCAGUCUAGUCUCCCAGCCAUGAGCAAAGUCCGGAGGCUGCAUUAUGAGGGUCUGAUUUUCAGGUUCAAGUUCCUCAUGCUUAUCACUUUGGCCUGUGCUGCCAUGACUGUUAUCUUCUUCAUCGUUAGUCAGGUGACAGAAGGCCAUUGGAAAUGGGGUGGUGUCACAGUUCAAGUGAACAGUGCUUUCUUCACUGGCAUCUAUGGAAUGUGGAACCUGUAUGUCUUUGCUUUGAUGUUCUUGUAUGCACCAUCCCAUAAGAACUAUGGGGAAGACCAGUCUAAUGGUGACCUGGGUAUCCACAGCGGGGAAGAACUGCAGCUCACCACCACAAUCACCCAUGUGGAUGGACCAACUGAGAUCUACAAGUUGACCCGUAAAGAAGCACAGGAAUAGGAUGCUACAGUACUGCACUCGGCUGAAAUUGUCUCUAUCCAGCCCCUUCCCUAAAGUGGGAAGCGUACUAUACAGAGCUUAGUGAAAAGUGACUGCCUAGUGCUUCUUAGGUAUGUUUUCUUAGACCAGUGGAUGGACAUUUGUCAGAUAACUUCCUACAGUGGCUUUUACAAGACUGCCACUAAUAUAUCGUGUAUGAUAACAAAAACUGGUAUGACACAUUUUCUGUGAUCAUUGUUAAUUAGCGGCAUAGCAACAUCUGUAGCAGGUGGGUUAGUAACCCUCACAUGGAGGGGUAUACUCCUUGGGAUGGUUUUGGCCAAUGGGGUCUAUAUUGAGUAGAUUAUGACUUUUUUCCUGUUUUAGAUUCUGGGAUAUGUUUAAACAUUGUUUGUAGUCCAACAUUUGUUUAUGUCAUAGCCUUUUCACCCUCCUCCAUGGGCACUUUCUUUUUCCUAUUUAUAUCACCAAGUAGCCAACUGAGUUAUUAUUUAAGUUGUCAGUGUAAGUCUGUCCAUUUUUUAGUGGCUUACUACAAAAUAACCAAAUUUCAUAAGAAAGUCUAUCCUGCCAGAGGUAUUUCAGCUUUGAAACCAAAUCUGUGUAUCUGAUACUAAUAUGUCUGUUAGAUGUGGAUUUUGAGAAAUAUUUGCUAAACUACCCAAGUAGGAUUUCUGCUAUUAAAUGGCCUUUGGGUCCUAAAAGCUUUUUUUUUAACUUCUUGCUUAAAAUGUGUUUUCUUUUGAUAAGAUGCUUCAAACAACCUCCAAAACUAUAAAUCCAAUCAUUUGAAUAAAAUGAAUGUAAAUAUGUUCUCCUUGCUGCCCCAACCAUGCUCAGACAUGCAGAUUUGAGUUUGCCUCGAUCAUGGAGUGGCUUGGUGCUGGCAGAAGUAGCCUGACUAUCUAUUCCUGGAGAUGAAGCAAUACCUUCUAUAGCAGGUAUAAGCCUUUCUAAGCCAGCAAGGAAUAUGUGAGGUAUCAGAUGCUUUAGACCCUCAUGCAUACAGAUUUCAUUUCCACACCCGCCAAUAACCUGUGAGAUUUUUGUUUGUUUAUGUUUUUUAAUGCUAAAGAAGCUAUAUGGCAUAGGAGAUAGAACACUGGAUCUUGAAUUUAGAAGGUAGUUUCCUAUCAAAGGUCUGUUAUGCACUAGUCGGGUGACCUUGUUCAAGCUGUCUGACAUGGCUAUUUUCUCACCUAGAAACUUGAAUUCAUAAAAUAUCACUGUGUGCAGAGUCACAGUGAAAAAUAAUUAGUGUACAUGGGAAUGCUUCAUCAGUUAUACAUUCACAUAAAUAGAUUCCCUUUGCAGUCUAAUAACAAUUUUAUGAGAGUGUCAUUUUGAGAUACUGCUGACUGAAAUUAAGUUUGUGGUAUAUUCUUAAAUUCACCUACCUGGAAAAUCCCACCCUGUCUUUUUCCUAACUUUGACAAUGAUAAACAGUGACAGAGAAAACACUUAGAUCCUGACUGUUGUUUUUAAUGCCCUUUGCUAACCUGGUAAAUAUUGAAUAGGUAUGUAAUUUGUUGUACCCAACAUUUACUUACUGAUCCUACACCCAAGUAUAAAGAAUCAAGUGUAUGUUUCUAUCAGGGAAGAUAAACUUCAAGCACUAUAGUGAUCUCUUGAAGAUGGAGUGAAGUGUCUCUAUUCUUUGGGAUGGGAUAAGAGCACUAAAGAAGUAUUACUUUCUCCAGGGCCAAAGGAUAGAGGGUAAAAUAUUAGAAAAGCCGUAGAAGUAAUAUAAUAUUGAGAAGGUUUGGGUAAGGUUGGGUGUCUAGCCUAGAUGGUGUGUAGAAAGGCACAAGAUGAGCCUUGUGCCCUUUGAGCCAGAAUACAUAUGAUUUUCAAUGUCAUAGUAAGAAUUAUCAGACUGCCGAAAGUUUUAGACAGAAAUAAUGUGGUUAGAAUCACCUCUGAAACAAGGGAAGGCUUGAUGGACCCAGCAAUGAGAUCACAGGCCAGAGCCAGGAAGCAGCAGAGGAUGUGGUGAAGGGAGGAUUAUUUUGGAGAUAAAACAGAGCAGACAUGGUUUGAGUGUUCUGAAUGCAAGCUUCAUAAAGAAGUAUUGAACAGAGUCAAAUUUCAGGCCUUUGCUAAACAGGGGACUAGUAGGUCCUCUGUCACAAGUAGAGAUUCCUGGAUGAGAUGUCAGUGUGUCCAUAAAUAGUAGAAUUCAAGUUUACCGCAAAUAGGACAUUCCUAGAAUAAUUAAUGGGUCUCUGGAAAAGUUGCAUUACCCAAAAAAAAAUGGGCUUGGGGAGAGCUCUAAUGGAGCUCAGCUUUUGGAACUCAUGUUUUCCCCUAGAGUAGUUUCAUUUACAAGCCCUGAACCUUAGUCUCUCUCAUUAAAACCAUAGACAGUAUGUCUUAGUGCCAUUCAAAUUAUAUAGGGAGUCAGGUCAAACAGCUUGACAUUAUGAUAGGUUAAAAGUGGAGAAGUUGGGCAGAGAAGCAGAGCAGAGUUAAUUGAUGGACAUGCUGAGCAGCGAGGAGGAAGAUGGUUGCUCUGAUUGGAGCCAGAAGGAAGGCACUAAUUUUGAAAUCUGAGACCAGCCAUUAAGGAAAGACAUUUAUAAGAUGAAACAAAACCCAAAAAAUGUCAGUGACUAGGAUCUAGAAACGAGUUGUGAAUUUAGCUCUGAAGGACUGAAAAGAUACUUUCAGUGCGUAUGGUCGAGAAAUACCAGGUGGACAGUGAAGGAGAAAAUUGAAAUCAAAAGGAGAAAGUUUGUAGUCCUGGGAGGGCCACCAAGAAAGCUGCAGUUCUAAGGGUGCAGAUGAAGCCUAGCCAGCUCCAGUCAGUAGACAGUAUCCUGGAAACUCCUCAAAAAGUGAAAAAAGACUGUUAGAGACAAUCAGAUCAGGAAAAAAAAAUAGUCGUGUGUACCAGUUUAUAUACACAUCACUAUAAAAAUAAUUUUUAUGUGACCUUAAGGAUAUUUCACAAAAGUAUAAAAGAUUACCAUUAUCUAUAAAAUAAGAUUCACCAAUGUGUUCAACAAAUAAGUAGAAAAUAAAAUCACUUCCAUUUGG